AGUCGGACUCACCACGGGAAGAGGGUGGCUCUGAUUUCACUGUCCGCCAAGGGCUGGAGCGGCAGCGUGUCGAAGAAAGAGAUGGAGACUGGGGUCACCUACUUCCGGCUGGAGGAAGUGGCUAAGCACAACUCGGCGAAGGACCUGUGGCUGGUGAUCCACGGGCGGGUUUACGAUGUCACCAGCUUCCUGGUCGAGCACCCCGGGGGGGAGAAGGUCCUGAUGGAGCAGGCCGGUCGGGACGGGACAGAGGGCUUCGAGGGCGCGGGACACUCCUCUGAUGCCCGGGAGAUGCUAGGGCAGUUCUGCAUCGGCGAGAUCCACCCAAGCGACCGCAUGGCUGUCUCACCCUAGUCUCACAUUUAACGCGCACAGGCUGCAGGUACCCCGGAGGUGUCCAGACCUCUAACCUUCCCCUCUCCUCCAAACCCCCAGCUAUCACAUAACCUCGGAAGGCAGGAAGAACGUGUGAAAGAGAACUUGUAGGCGGCGCGGCUGGGACGCCGCACCCCUCCCCCACCUUUGGAUCCUUCCAGUGUGAUUCCAUCCUCCCAAGUCAAAAUGGACUAAUCCAUCUCUCAACUAGGACCAGCUUUGCCUUCUGAGCACUUGCUAUGCCUUACUCCCUCGAUGGAGAAGCACCGUGUACUUCAGCUUCCUUUUCUCUAGCCCCUCUUUAUUUCUUGAGGUUUGGUAAAUAACUCUUCAUUCUCCAUCA
Molecule: messenger RNA, 718 nt
Organism: Monodelphis domestica (gray short-tailed opossum)
Lineage: Eukaryota; Metazoa; Chordata; Mammalia; Didelphimorphia; Didelphidae
Source: RefSeq, a predicted model, not a curated record